AUGACGGCCAAAAGCUCCAGCGACGUGUCGCCUGGCGAAAUACACACCAAUAUCGACAAUUUGCAACGUCGCCUCGGCAACCGUCAAAUUCAGCUCAUUGCCAUCGGUGGCUCCAUCGGCACCGCCCUCUUCGUGAGCAUCCGUUCGGGUCUGGCCAGUGGCGGUCCCGGCAGUCUCUUCAUCGCCUACCUCCUGUACAGCUGUCUCCUGGCCACGGUCAACAACUGCAUGGCCGAAAUGGCCACGCUGCAGCCCGUCAGCGGUGGCUUUAUCCGCAUGGCAGGUAAAUGGGUAGACGACGCCUUCGGCUUCAUGGCCGGGUGGAACUUCUUCCUCUACGAAGCGCUGCUGAUUCCGUUUGAAAUCACGGCUCUCAAUGUGGUGCUGUCUUUCUGGCGCGACGAUAUCCCUCCCGCCGCCGUCAUCUGCGUGUGCAUUGUUCUAUAUGCUAUCUUGAACGUGCUGGCCGUCAAAGCCUACGGAGAAGCCGAGUUCUGGCUCUCCGGUGGCAAGGUCGUACUGAUCUUCAUGCUCUUCUCCUUCACAUUUGUGACUAUGUGCGGAGGCAACCCCAAGCAUGACGCAUACGGCUUCCGGUACUGGCGUGACCCCGGCGCCUUUGCCGAGUACACGGCCAACGGGUCUACCGGCAACACGGCGCGCUUUGAGGGCUUUCUGGCCGCCUUGUGGUCGGCCUCCUUCACCGUGGUGGGCCCCGAGUACAUUGCCAUGGUGGCGGCCGAGGCCAAACGCCCCAGCAUCUACAUCAAAAAUGCCUUCAAGACCGUCUACAUCCGUUUCGGCCUCUUCUUCAUUCUCGGUGCGCUUUGCGUGGGCGUGGUCGUGCCCUACACUGACCCUGGUCUCACCACUGGAAACGGCACCGCCGCCGGUUCGCCCUACGUAAUCGCCAUGCGCAACCUCGGCAUCUCCAUCAUGCCUGACAUUACCAAUGCCCUUAUGCUCACGAGCAUUUUCUCGGCAGGCAACACGUACACGUACGCAUCCACCCGCAGUCUGUACGGUCUCGCCCUCGAAGGUCGUGCGCCCCGCUUUCUGACAUACUGCACCCGAAACGGCGUGCCCUUCUACUGCUUCUGCGUCGUCAUGUGCUUCCCUUUCUUAUCCUUCCUGCAACUGGGCGAUUCCUCCUCCGAAGUGCUCGAUCUGCUGAUCGGCCUCAUCACCGGCGGUGGCCUCAUCAAUUUCCUCGUCAUGGGCAUCACCUACCUCUUCUUCUACCGGGCCUGCAAGGUCCAGGACAUCGACCGCAAGACCUUCCCCUACUACGGCUACUUGCAGCCCUGGUGCGGCUACGUUGCCGUCAUCGGCGAGACAUUGGUUCUCCUGUUCUACGGCUAUUCCUCCAUCGCCACCUGGAGUCUGAAGGAUUUCUUCACCUACUACACCAUGCUCUUCCUCGCCAUUGUUUUGUUCAUUGGCUGGAAGAUCAUCCACCGCACCCGCUUUGUAGGGUCGCGUGAGGCUGAUCUGGUCUGGGAGCGUCCCGUCAUCGAGGCCUACGAGUCUUCUAUAGUCCAGCCUCCCUCGCACUUCUGGACCGAAAUGAUCCAGCUUCUUGGAUUUCGCCGCAACAAGAAGCAGAACAAGGUCUAA
Molecule: messenger RNA, 1617 nt
Organism: Pseudomassariella vexata
Lineage: Eukaryota; Fungi; Ascomycota; Sordariomycetes; Amphisphaeriales; Pseudomassariaceae
Product: amino acid permease/ SLC12A domain-containing protein
Exons: 2
Coding region: 1-1617 (538 amino acids)
Biological process (GO): amino acid transmembrane transport
Cellular component (GO): membrane
Molecular function (GO): amino acid transmembrane transporter activity
Source: RefSeq, a predicted model, not a curated record